Molecule: messenger RNA, 1221 nt
Organism: Schistosoma margrebowiei
Lineage: Eukaryota; Metazoa; Platyhelminthes; Trematoda; Strigeidida; Schistosomatidae
Source: the annotation of a GenBank genome assembly
CCAUUACAUAAGCUUAUUCGCGCGCGAUAUAAAUGUCUUGCUGAAGGUGGCUUGCCUAUUGCUCUCGCAGUUGUGUUCUUUUAAGUUUCUGGAAAUAUUGCACUUUAUUAUUGAUUGAAUAAUAAAUCAACAAAUAGUAUCAAUUCCUCUGACUAGGUAAUGAAUGUUAAUAGUAGUAAUAGAAUGUCUUACCAAGUACAUAAAUGUAUGAGUGCUGUGAUGUAUUCGAAGCGAAAUCUGAUUUGGAGACCAGUCUCCUAUCUGAAGAUUCCGUAAUCUGAGCACUUGCAUUUGUGCAUUUUUAAUAUUGAAAUGUAACACUAUUCUUCGUUUCUAGGGUAUGAUUUGCUCAAAACACACUUCUAAUUUGUUCCAUAAUGUGUUGCGCUGGGCUUCCAGUCAGGCGGUUUUCAAUAGUACAAAUAUACCAGACUUAAAAGGACCAAGGUCUUUAAAUGCUGUUGCCGAGAAAACUCCACAACCAAAUAUUUUGGGCCAUCAUGUUAUUACAGAGGAAUGUUUGACUUCAUUAGUGGAAGAUAAACAAUAUUACGAAACCCCCAUUCUUCAUUUGCUCUCACGAAGAAACAACGUGAUUGCAACACUAACUGAUUGUAAUGGACGAGUUCUGAAUGGCACUAGUUGUGGUGCUGAAGGUUUCCGGAACGCUCGUAAAAUGUCUACUGUUGCUUUUCAAACUGUGGGUAUCUCCAUAGGACUGAAGGCGAAAAAACUUGGGAUUGGAGCUGUGCGUGUUGUAUUUAAUGGGCUAGGGUCAUGUAGGUUGCCUGUGCUCUCAGGUUUGAAUAUCUCGGGACUAAAGAUGAUCUCUUUGACGGAUGAUACAAAAGUUCAUUAUGGCCAUGGGAGAAGACCUAGAAAACAACGUAGGAUUUAAAAGGAACUUUCGCAUCCCUCCUAAUGUAAUCAUAGUAGUGGGAGUGUACAUAAUAUAAACCCUAAAUUUCAGCCUAUUUAUUUGUGCGUCUUCUGUGUGUAGUUGCAAAUUACUUUUCAAGUUUGUGUUAAUGAAACGUUGAGAAAUUCUAUUUACUGGUCGGAAUGUUAGUCAAACUGUCACAUUUGAUGUUAAAAUGCAUCACUCCUAAUGAAGAUGUGUAUCUUAUCGGAACUCCCAAAAAUUUGUAGAAACUCAAGGCAAUUAAAAAAGACGCUUAAUUAGUUCCCUGUCUUAAGUUCUUCCCAAUAAAAGUUAACGUG